Molecule: messenger RNA, 1176 nt
Organism: Solea senegalensis (Senegalese sole)
Lineage: Eukaryota; Metazoa; Chordata; Actinopteri; Pleuronectiformes; Soleidae
Product: four and a half LIM domains protein 1-like
Exons: 5
Coding region: 439-1161 (240 amino acids)
Biological process (GO): muscle organ development
Molecular function (GO): transmembrane transporter binding
Source: RefSeq, a predicted model, not a curated record
CAUGGAGAACAAAGUUAUUGGUCCCAUUAACCUCGUUUUCCGAGGAACUGGUUGAGUUUACGGCUUAGAUUUGAAUUGCGGUUAUGGUUAAGGUUAGGGACUGACUUGGUAUGGUUACGGUUAUGGAUGAACUAAUUUAAAUAUCUAACUUUGUUUAAACUGUCCAAAUAAAUGGUAGUCAAUGCGAGUUCUUAAAAGGAUAGCUGCACAAACCUGUGUGUGUGUGUGUGUCCGAGCAAUGUGGUGAAUACAUGGAGGAAUGCCUGGUAUGACUAAUGUGGUGAGAUCUGGAACGCUGACAGAACCUUCUCACACACACAGAAUUCCUCAUGGUCAGCCAGCAUGAACUUCAUGUGGGAAAUAACUGAGCGAACGCACUUCAUUCCAUCUCUUCCUUGACAUUUCCGUGUGCUGGUGUGAAUCUCCUUCGGUGUGGCGAUGGCCGACAGCUCGCAGUGUUUCUACUGUCGGGAGGACCUCGGCGGUAAGCGCUAUGUCCGCAGUGAGGGCAGAACCGUGUGUGUCCGCUGCCACACCAAGUUCUGUGCACACUCCUGCGCCGAGUGCCAUCGACCCAUCUCCGUGGAAACCAAGGAGCUCAGCCACAAGGGCCGCUACUGGCAUGAGGAGUGUUUCCGUUGUGCCAAGUGUUACAAACCUCUGGCCAAGGAGCCGUUCAGCACCAAGGACGACCGCAUCAUGUGUGGAAAGUGCUGCUCCAGAGAAGACGCUCCGCGCUGCCACUGCUGCUACAAACCCAUACUGGCAGGAACAGAGAGUGUGGAGUACAAAGGCAACUCCUGGCACGACGAAUGUUUCACCUGUUUCAACUGUAAACGGCCAAUCGGCUCGCAGAGUUUCCUCUCCAAAGGAAGUGACCUUUACUGCAGCCCCUGCUAUGACAAGAAGUUUGCUAAACACUGUGUUGGCUGCAAAAAGACUAUCACCUCUGGAGGAGUGAACUACCAGGACCAGCCGUGGCACAGCCACUGUUUUGUGUGCAGCGCCUGCUCAAAGUCUCUGGCAGGGUUGAGUUUCACCAACCACCAGGACCAGGUCUUCUGUGUCGACUGUUACAAGAGCUCUGUGGCGAAGAAGUGCACCGGCUGCCAUAACCCCAUCACUGGUAAUGAACAAACAUCAUCUUACUCCAAGGAGUGAAUGAAUGAAUGAAUG